Messenger RNA from Helianthus annuus (common sunflower), 2506 nucleotides. RefSeq names its product alpha-L-arabinofuranosidase 1. NCBI's taxonomy places the organism in Eukaryota, Viridiplantae, Streptophyta, Magnoliopsida, Asterales, Asteraceae. The record is from RefSeq and is a predicted model, not a curated record. Gene Ontology annotation, molecular function: alpha-L-arabinofuranosidase activity. Gene Ontology annotation, biological process: L-arabinose metabolic process. The transcript is spliced from 18 exons. Bases 310 to 2307 code for a protein of 665 amino acids.
UAAAAGGCGUGUAAAAUGGAUUGGUGACGCUUUCAAGGCUUACCAAAGCAUCUCUGCUAAAUUAAGGGAUAGACAUUGCUUACGUUGAAGCAAAGAAAUAUGCAAAUAUAGGAAGGAUUCUUCACAAUCCCCUUCGUUUUACCCUUUCCGAUCAUAGCCAGAAAUCAUUGUUAAGCAACACACCACUGCUGUCGACCACUUCACUCAAUUCCUCUGCUAUUUAAGCUCCACCAUCUUCAUUCCUCUUUGCAAUUCUCUUUCUGCAUUCCUUCAAAAUUCCUAAAAUUAUCCUUUUAAAUAGGCCACUCAAUGGGUACAAGAAGUGAUCUUGGUGUUCUCAUGCUUGGGCUUCUAGUUGGAUUUUGUCUUGUGUUUCGAUGCUCUGCUACUUUGUGGGAUACAAAUGCAUUGCUGGUUGUAAAUGGGUCAAUAAGGAAGAUGCCCGAAACCCUCUUUGGUGUUUUCUUUGAGGAGAUCAACCAUGCUGGUGCAGGUGGGCUGUGGGCGGAACUAGUAAGCAACAGAGGCUUUGAAUCGGGAGGACAUCAUUCUCCAUCAAUUAUUGAUCCAUGGUCAAUAAUUGGGAAUGACUCAUUGAUAAAGGUAUCAACAGAAGCUUCCUCAUGCUUCAAGAGAAAUCCCAUGGCACUUCGGAUGGAGGUGGUUUGUGACGGUGAUUGUCCGCUCGGUGGUGUUGGUAUAUAUAACCCUGGCUACUGGGGAAUGAAUAUUGAAAAGGGGAAGACCUACAAUUUAGUUUUCUAUAUUCGAUCUUUGGGAUCGGUAAACAUGUCUUUGUCACUGACUGAUUCCACUGGCAUGCAACCACUAGCUACUACAAACAUCAUAAAAAAUGAUGUAUCAAAUUGGACAAAGAUUGUAACGAAAUUGGAAGCAAAAGGAAGCAAUAGUAAUGGUAGAUUAGAGUUGAAGACUGACAAAAAGGGAGUCAUAUGGUUUGAUCAAGUUUCAUUAAUGCCCACCGAUACGUACAAGGGUCAUGGGUUUCGAAAUGAUCUGUUUAAGAUGGUUGCAGAUAUGAAGCCUGCAUUUAUCAGAUUUCCAGGUGGAUGCUUUGUUGAAGGAGAGUAUCUAAGGAACGCGUUUAGGUGGAAAGAAACUGUUGGAGCAUGGGAGGAGAGACCCGGUCACUUCGGUGACGUAUGGUUUUACUGGACUGAUGAUGGCCUUGGUCACUAUGAGUUCUUCCAGUUGGCUGAGGAUUUAGGUGCAGCACCAAUUUGGGUAUUCAACAAUGGAAUCAGUCAUCAGGAGUCCGUUGAUCCCGCUAUCAUCAUGCCUUUUGUGCAAGAAGCCCUUGAUGGGAUAGAGUUUGCUAGAGGUGAUUCCAAUUCGACAUGGGGAUCUGUUAGAGCCGCUAUGGGCCACCCAGAUCCGUUCGACUUGAAAUAUGUUGCUAUUGGGAAUGAGGACUGUGGCAAGAAAUAUUACCGUGAAAAUUACCUCCAGUUUUAUGCUGCAAUAAGAAAAGCUUACCCAGACAUCAAAAUGAUCUCUAACUGCGAUGGAUCACGUGUAAAAUUGGAUCAUCCAGCAGACAUGUACGAUUUUCAUAUUUACAGUGAUGCAAGAACUGUAUUUUCUAUGGCUAAUACCUUCGAUCGUACAUCACGUGUUGGUCCAAAGGCUUUUGUGAGCGAGUACGCGGUGACUGGAGAUGACGCUGGUUUAGGAAGUCUUUUAGCAUCACUUGCUGAAGCUGGAUUCUUAAUUGGCUUGGAAAAGAACAGUGAUAUUGUUGAAAUGGCUAGUUAUGCACCUUUGUUUGUGAACACUAAUGACAAGCGGUGGAAGCCAGAUGCAAUCGUUUUUGAUUCUUCACAAUCAUACGGGACACCAAGUUAUUGGAUGCAACACUUCUUUAAGGACUCGAACGGUGCAACUCUUCUUAAUUCGACGCUUCAAGCCAAUGCAUCAAAUACACUUGCGGCUUCUGCUAUUGUGUUCCAAGAUCCCCUUUCUAAGAAAAACAACCUGAGAAUCAAGGCUGUAAACUUUGGGAGCAGCACAGUUAGUUUAAAGAUAUUGAUUGAUGGGUUGGAUCCUAACUUACUAGACACUUCUGGAACACAAACUGUUCUCACUUCAGCAAACGUCAAAGACGAAAAUUCAUUUGCAAAUCCGAAAAAGAUUAUACCGGUUACAAGCCUAGUUGAGAAAGCGGGAAGGAAUAUGGAUGUGGUUCUUCUUCCACAUUCUUUAACUUGUUUUGACGUAUUAAUGAAAUCGGGUAUUGCAGAGAUCACAAGUACAACUGAAGACAAGUCCUAUAUUUCCUCGAUGUAACUAUGUAUUCGUUUUCGUAUUAAUAAAUCGAGCCAGGUGGUCAAACCCUAGCCAUAAAUAAAGCUUUUUUUUUUUUUUUUUCUCCAUGCUAUUUUCCGGUUUUUUACAAGUAUGUGAGACAUAGGUUCUUACAUUCCACAACAAACUCAAAUGCAUCCCUUACAAUCCCAACUUAGCUAUUGGCGGUGUCUUGCUACUU